Messenger RNA from Heterobasidion irregulare TC 32-1, 3578 nucleotides. Its product is annotated as ABC transporter. The record is from RefSeq and is a predicted model, not a curated record. Lineage: Eukaryota; Fungi; Basidiomycota; Agaricomycetes; Russulales; Bondarzewiaceae. The coding region runs from base 123 to 3296 and encodes 1057 amino acids. Gene Ontology annotation, molecular function: ATP binding; ATP hydrolysis activity; translation elongation factor activity. The transcript has 8 exons.
CAUUUUCUCUUAGAGUACUCGGCCAUCUCAUAGACUUAGAAGCCUUCUUUGUCCUUGUCGCCUUUGUGUGUGCAACUCGCCCUCAACGAAUUUUACCCGUCACGUUUUCCAAGAUACCAGAAAUGCCAGCUGCCACCACCACCGCCCCUGUUACUACUAUCCCCUCCCCUGCUUCCCUCAAGGCCGCCGCCCAUGGCCAGGUUGAUGCCGUUGCCCUCUUUGCCGCCGACAAAGCUGCGCGCAAGAGCGCCUCUGAGGCCGUUGCUGCUCUCGCCCUGAAAGAUGGCGCGUCAGCUCUGAGGUCCACUGGCUUCACCGACUUGGUCAUUAAGGCCCUCGCCGACAAGAAGUCUCCCGCCGCACGCGAAGGCGCUGCGGAAGUCAUCGCUAUCGUUGUCAACACGGCCGUCCAGGCGCUCGAGCCAUCCUUCAUUGACUCGGGUCUCUAUGCCGCUCUGCUCGAGGCCUUUGCCGAUAAGAUGCCUGCCGUGAGGACGGCGGCCGUCGACGCGGUCCGGACGUACGUAGCCAAGGCGAGCCCAUGGGGCACUGGACUUCUGCUUCCUGCCCUUCUUCAUGAGAUCAAGACCGCCGGAAAGUGGCAGGUCAAGACCGGGUCGCUCGCGAUCCUCGACCAGCUCGUCGAGAGCGCGCCGGUUCAGACUGCCAAGUUGAUGCCCGAGAUCGUCCCCGUCCUUUCUGAGGCGAUCUGGGAUACCAAGGCGGAUGUGAAGAAGGCCGCGCGCGAGUCGCUCACGAAGGCCACCGCUCUGGUGUCCAACAAGGAUAUUGAACGCUUCAUUCCUGCUCUUAUCAAAGCCCUGAUUAAUCCGGUCGAAGAGGUGCCGAAUACGAUCCAGCUCCUCUCUGCCACCACCUUCGUUUCCGAAGUGGAUUCUCCUACUCUUUCUCUCAUGGUUCCCCUUCUUGCCCGAGGCCUUUCCGAGAAACUUACGGCGACGAAGCGCAAGGUUGCUGUCAUUGUCGACAACAUGGCCAAAUUGGUCGACUCGCCCGUGACCGUCAGACCGUUCCUUCCAAAACUCCUCCCCGGCCUUCUCAAGGUCGAGACCACCAUCGGCGAUCCCGAGGCCCGCAGUGUCGUCGGUCGGGCGAUCGCGACGCUCCGCCAGGUUGGCGAGGUCCCGACGGGCGACGGCUCGGACCUUCCGCCACUGAAGCAGGCCGAAUCGGGCCAGCUCGCGCACUCGCUCAUCUCGAUCUACAAGAAGGCCGGUGCUAACCCGGUUCCGUCCGUCGCCGAUGAGGUCACCAUCUACGCCUCGCGCCUUGCAGCCAACCUUGCCAACGCGAAGAACUUCGAUGUCCCAGAUUGGGACACGCUGGCGCUCUACCUCGCCUUCCUCGCUCAGUCUCCCGAGCCCGUCACCAUUGCGCGCGAGUGGGUGGUUCACUCGGCCACAGAGGGCACCGACGAAGGCGAGGCGCUCGAAGACGAGGAGGAGGGCGAGGAUCUGUGCAACUGCCAGUUCUCCCUUGCGUACGGUGCCAAGAUCUUGUUGAACACGGCGACGCUCCGUCUCAAGCGCGGUCACCGCUAUGGUCUUUGCGGUAAGAACGGCACAGGAAAGUCGACUUUGAUGCGCGCGAUCACGAACGGUCAAGUCGAGGGCUUCCCGUCCCCCGACGAGGUCCGCACCUUCUACGUCGAGCACGACAUCGAUGGUAGCGAGGAGGAUACUUCUGUUCUCCAGUUCAUCCUUUCCGAUGAGCGUAUCCUCGCUGACAAGACGGAAGUCGUUGAGACCCUCGCUUCCGUUGGGUUCAGCGACGAGAGGCAGCAGCACGCCAUCGGCAGUCUUUCCGGCGGUUGGAAGAUGAAGCUCGCUCUCGCUCGUGCGAUGCUCUUCAAGGCUGAUAUCCUCUUGCUCGAUGAGCCGACUAACCAUUUGGAUGUCGUCAACGUUGCCUGGCUCGAAAAUUACCUCACUGGCCUUACCCACUGCACUUCGAUCAUCGUCUCGCACGACUCUGGGUUCCUCAACAAUACCAUCACCGACGUCCUUCACUUGAACCGCUUCAAGCUGCGCCGCUACAGGGGCAACCUCGAGGCCUUCGUCAAGCAAGUUCCUGAGGCCAAGUCGUACUACACUCUCGAGGCAGCUGAGGACUACCGCUUCAAGCUCCCCAACCCUCCCUUGCUCGAGGGUGUCAAAACAAAGGAGAAGUCGCUGCUCAAGAUGCGCAGCGUCGGCUACCAGUACCCAUCUCAGCCCGUUCAGCAGCUGUACGACAUCACGUUGCAAGUCUCCCUCUCAUCCCGUGUCGCUGUCCUUGGCCCUAAUGGCUCCGGCAAAUCCACGCUCGUCAAGUUGCUCACUGGCGAGAUGGAGGCCAACAAGGGUGGUGAGGUGUGGAAGCACCCAAACUUGGUCAUCGGCUAUGUCGCCCAACACGCUUUCCACCACAUUGAUCACCACCUCGACAAGACGCCUUUGGAGUACAUGCUCUGGCGGUACCAGACGGGCGAGGAUCUGGAAGAGAUGUCCAAGGCGAACCGGCAGAUCUCUGAUGAGGAGCAGCAGAAGAUGAAGGACGGGUCGCUCGUUAUCGUCGAGGGCCAGAAGCGUCUCAUCGACGAGAUUGUGGCGCGCAAGAAGUUGAAGCAGUCGUAUGAGUACGAGGUGUCGUUCAAGGGUCUCAGUUCGUCGGAGAACAUCUGGCUGCCACGCGAUGAGCUUGUCAAGCGUGGUUUCGAAAAGAAAGUCAUCGAGGUUGACACCCGCGAGGCCCAGCGCCUCGGCCUGCUCCGCCCCCUCGUCCGUCGGGAGAUCGAGCAGCACUUCGCCGACUUCGGUCUCGAGCCCGAAUUUGUCUCGCACAACACCAUGCGUGGUCUUUCCGGUGGUCAAAAGGUGAAGAUUGUCCUCGGCGCUGCUACAUGGCGCCGUCCGCACGUCAUCUGCCUGGAUGAGCCGACAAACUAUCUCGAUCGUGAAUCGCUCGCUGCCCUCAUCGAGGCCCUCAAGGUCUUUGAGGGUGGUGUCCUUAUCAUCACUCACAAUCGCGAUUUCUCCGAGUCGAUCUGCAAGGAGGUGUGGGCAAUGCGCGAUGGCCGCCUCGAGGCGUCUGGUCACAACUGGGUUGAGGGUCAGGGCGCUGGCCCUCGCAUCGACAAGAAGGAUGGCCCGGAGGAGGACACGUACGAUGCCAUGGGCAACAAGAUCGAGAACAAGAAGCAGAAGAAGAUCACGUCUGCUGAGGCGCGCAAGCUCAAGAAGGAGCGCAUGGCACGGAAAAAGCGAGGCGAGGAGAUCAGCGACGACGAGCUCUGAAGCUGUGGGUGCGCUCGACUAUACUUUUCUCUUUCUGGUCACGACGGACUCGCCUCCCUCCAUAACAUCUAUCUUACUUCCUGGAUCAUGCGCCGCCCUAGCAGCUUGUGUGUUUUGUCCUUGUUGUCGCAUCUGUACUCUACCGCCCGUGUCGUACUUUUUCAAUUAUUUGUCUACAAUAUUAUAUAUCUUCAUCCUAUUUUCUGUGGACAUGGGCUGUUUGCGGUGAUUCUUGUGGCCAAGAGAAUGUGGGUCCAUUUUUAAACAACUCCAAAAUGACCC